GGAUGCAGGACGAUUCGUAAACUCCACAGGACCCGUGGAAUAUUUUGAAUUAGCCCCUAUCUGCGAACUGUGGUUGUAUUCGUAGUGAUUCAACCACAGCCCGGUGAAUGAAAGACUGAGAGAUUGAAGCUUGACGCACCGUAUCACUUUGGUGUAAAUUUGACUCUUGGUCGUUGGAAGAUGCUGUGCUGGGCUCCAGACUGUUGAGGCGCGUGUCGUUUAGGUGACACAGACACUUAACUUUACGGACUGUGUAUCAUUUAUCUGCUAUGUAAUUGGGAGCAAGUGGAUGUACAUGGGAUCCAUACAAUUACGAUCAGCUGGAUGUAUUCAACUGUCACGCAUGAUUGACGCGAAUUUAUAGAGAUUGAGAAAAUAACCCUGAAUUAAAUCUUAGCAGUAAUUCGUGUACGGUAUGCAUGUGUGCCUUGUUGAUCGGACGGAGCUGGGUAGACAAUCAUGGACUGUCAUCAGACGAAGAAUAUGCCAAUGCAUUGUAGGUUCCACAGUCGUAACGAUUGGAAUUGACAUAGCCAGUCUGUACGAGCGCCGGGGAAGUAUGGAGAGACAGGUCUAGAUUCACUCAUUCGGAUUCACCCGUUGAGAGCGAACUUUGGAAACUAAAGUGUUCUCCAUGGAAACUUUUAUGCAGGAUUCCGACACACUCAAAGAUGACAGCGUGAGCAAACCGUUGUAAACACCACUAUAGAAUUGCAUGAAUACAGAAAAUAUAGUGACUCAGACCAGCAGCAUGCUUACCUGUGGAUAAGAGUGAUCCCCGUGGGUUGAGUGUGGACCCCCACGUUCUCCCUGCUCCUUCUCCUGCCUUGGUUCCCAUCACCUUCAGCCCCACUGUCCACAUGCAGGCCAAGAAGAGGUACCUGCUCGUGUCUCUAGGGGCCUGUCUUCUUCUGGUUGCCUACUUGUGGGGACUGCAGAUUGGGGAGUUCCAUCACCAAAGCCACCACCAGCAACUGUACAGAGUCGCCCUGAGCCCUGGCCUGCCCAGACAGCGUUGGCCUGAGUGGAUCCACCCGCUCAACACCUACCUGGAGGACGGAGAGCAGGAGGAGGACAGCCCUCUCCUCCACCACCAGCACACCUCUCCCCGGGAGAGACGGGAGGUCCGUAACAACAUAUACAAGAGCAGGAGGUGCCGCAUGGACACAUGCUUCGACUUCAGCCGCUGCCAGAGGGGGUUCAAGGUGUACGUCUACCCCCUGCUGAAGGGGGAGACGGUUUCUGAGAGCUACCAGAAGAUCCUGACAGCUGUCGAGGAUUCCCGCUUCCACACCACAGACGUCAACGAGGCCUGUCUGUUUGUGCUGGGCAUUGACACUCUGGACCGGGACCAGCUGUCAAGCCAGUACAUUCACAAUGUCAAGGCUAGAAUACAGAGCCUCCCUACAUGGAACGACGGAAGGAAUCACCUCAUAUUCAACCUUUACUCUGGCACCUGGCCAGCUUACACAGAGGAACUGGGCUUUGAAAUUGGCCAGGCCAUUUUAGCCAAAGCCAGCAUUGAUAUGGAUAACUUUAGGCCACACUUUGAUGUGUCCAUUCCUCUGUUUUCAAAAGACCAUUCUCAAAAAGGAGGGGACAAGGGAUAUUUGACACUCAACAAUGUCCCUCCAUCAAGGAAAUAUUUACUGGUUUUCAAAGGGAAGAGAUAUCUGACGGGUAUUGGUUCAGAAACCAGGAAUGCUUUGUAUCACAUUCACAAUGGGGAAGAUAUCAUUCUUUUGACCACCUGCAAGCAUGGGAAGGACUGGGAGAAGCAUAAGGACGCAAGAUGCGACAGGGACAAUGAAGAAUACUCAAAGUUCGACUACCAGGAGCUGCUUCAUAACUCCAGCUUCUGCCUGGUGCCCCGCGGUCGCAGGCUGGGCUCCUUCCGCUUUCUCGAGGCCCUCCAGGCUGCCUGUAUCCCUGUCCUACUGAGCAACGGCUGGGAGCUGCCUUUUUCCGAGAUCAUCGACUGGAGCAAAGCAGCUGUCAUCGGGGACGAGAGGCUCCUGCUGCAGGUUCCUUCAAUUACCAGAUCUGUGGACCAUGACAAAAUAUUGGCGCUCAGGCAGCAGACUCAGUUCCUCUGGGAUGCUUAUUUUUCUUCGGUAGCAAAAAUAGUAUUAACUACAUUAGAGAUAAUCCAAGACAGAAUAAAUUCACACGUAUCCAGGAACAAGUUGAUGUGGAAUUCGUUGCCUGGUGGACUGUACGUUCUGCCUCAGUUCUCCACGGAUGCUGCAGUGUUCCCCUUCUACUACUCCUCUCUGGGUAAGAUCCCGUCCCAGGAGUUCACUGCUGUUAUCCAGGCCGUGACUCCUCUCCAAUCUCAGCUGCAGCCCAUAGUCAAGCUCGUCAUCGCUGUUGCCAAAUCCAAGUUCUGUGCACAGAUAAUUGUGCUGUGGAAUUGUGACAAGCCUUUACCUCCGAAGAGCAAGUGGCCCUCCACCACCGUGCCUAUCACUGUCAUUGAGGGAGAGAGAAAGACAAUGAGCAGUCGCUUUUUCCCCCAUGAAGUGAUCCUCACAGAUGCUGUCCUCAGUCUGGACGAGGACUCUGUCUUGUCGACUAAUGAGGUUGACUUUGCCUUCAUUGUCUGGCACAGUUUCCCAGACAGAAUUGUGGGCUACCCAGCACGCAGCCAUUACUGGGAUGGCAGCAAAUCAAGAUGGGGCUACACCUCCAAGUGGACUAAUGAGUACUCCAUGGUCCUCACAGGGGCUGCAUUCUAUCACAGGUAUUAUCACUACCUGUACACUCACUACUUGCCAACCAGCCUUCUCACCAUGGUGGAUCAGAUGGCCAACUGUGAGGACAUCCUCAUGAACUUCCUGGUUUCUGCUGUCACUAAGCUCCCACCUAUUAAAGUCACCCAGAAGAAGCAGUACAAGGAAACCAUGAUGCAGCAGGGUUCUAAGACGUCCCGGUGGGCCGAUCCGGACCACUUUUCCCAGAGACAGACCUGUAUGAACUCAUUCAGCGGCUGGUUUGGGUUCAUGCCUCUGCUGCACUCCCAGAUGAGACUGGACCCUGUGCUUUUCAAGGACCAGGUCUCCAUCCUGAGGAAGAAGUACAGGGACAUUGAGAGGCUGUGAAUCACCCCCCUCACACACACACACACACACACACACACAGAAGAGACUUGAGUGGUGUGGGUUUGGGACAAAUCUCCCUCCCAUAUGCAAGUGAAAAGAACUGCCUUUUUGUAACCAGCCUGUUCAGUCAGUCAGAUUGUCCGAACGAUACGUGAAAUCUCUACAGAGUAAUUUAUUAUGAAAUAUGCAACACCAGGACCGUUCUCCAGAGGUGAUGGUCUUGGCUAUUGAAGAUUAUUCAGAACUCUGAUUGGUUCAGCUCUCUCCAUGUCAGUGAGUUGGACUGUGUCGAUGUUGUCGUCAUUGUUGUCAAAAGAGGAAUAUUGCAACUUUUCACACGCUUCAACUCCAGACUGAUUGUCGUUGUCACGUCCUUCCUCUGACAGAGCAGACCGGGAAGUGAGGUCACAAACGCCUGGACAAUGUGUACUCCAGUUUGGUUUCAGAUCUUUUCUGUGGCAUUGUGUCUUAUACAGAAAUUAACUCAGUGCAUUGUGUCUUUCCUCCAUGAGAUCUAUAAAGUUUAUAUCUCUUACAUUGUA
Oncorhynchus gorbuscha (pink salmon) is the source of this 3643-nucleotide messenger RNA. Its product is annotated as exostosin-1-like. Lineage: Eukaryota; Metazoa; Chordata; Actinopteri; Salmoniformes; Salmonidae. The transcript is spliced from 12 exons. Gene Ontology annotation, cellular component: membrane. The record is from RefSeq and is a predicted model, not a curated record. Bases 861 to 3101 code for a protein of 746 amino acids. Gene Ontology annotation, molecular function: glycosyltransferase activity.